This is a messenger RNA of Microsporum canis CBS 113480, 828 nucleotides long. Its product is annotated as orotidine-5'-monophosphate decarboxylase. NCBI's taxonomy places the organism in Eukaryota, Fungi, Ascomycota, Eurotiomycetes, Onygenales, Arthrodermataceae. Gene Ontology annotation, biological process: 'de novo' pyrimidine nucleobase biosynthetic process; 'de novo' UMP biosynthetic process. Gene Ontology annotation, molecular function: orotidine-5'-phosphate decarboxylase activity. The record is from RefSeq and is a predicted model, not a curated record. The transcript is spliced from 2 exons. Bases 1 to 828 code for a protein of 275 amino acids. Gene Ontology annotation, cellular component: cytosol.
AUGGCCUCGAAAUCCCAAGUCCCAUACGGAGACCGCGCAAAGGCACAUGCUAACCCCCUCGCCCGCCGCCUGUUUGAAAUUGCAGUGCAGAAACAGUCCAACGUCGUCGUCUCUGCAGAUGUCACCACCACUAGCGAGCUGCUCGACCUGGCAGAGCGUCCAUACAUGGUUGUGCUCAAGACACAUAUCGAUAUAAUCACCGAUUUCUCCCCGCAGACUGUUGCCGGUCUACAAGCGGCGGCAGAGAAACAUAACUUCCUCCUCUUUGAAGACAGGAAAUUCGUUGAUAUCGGCAACACGGUACAGAAACAGUACCAUGGUGGUUCGCUCAGGAUAUCGGAAUGGGCACAUAUCGUCAACUGUGCAGUGCUGGCGGGGUCUGGUAUCGUCGAUGCUUUGGCCCAGGCUGCUUCGUCGAGUGAUUUCCCCUACCCAGCUGGCGAGAGAGGGCUGCUUAUACUAGCUGAGAUGACGUCCAAGGGCUCGCUGGCGACGGGAGAGUAUACGAAGCUAUCUGUUGAGAUGGCGAGGAAGCAUGCCGGGUUCGUCAUGGGGUUUGUGGCUACGAGGUCGCUGGGUGAUGUUGAGACAGAAGUGGUGGCACGCAAGGCAGACGAAGACUUUGUGCUGUUUACUACGGGCGUCAACCUGGCUUCAAAGGGGGAUCAGUUGGGUCAGCAGUACCAGACCCCCGAGUCGGCGAUAGGGAGAGGGGCAGACUUUAUCAUCUCCGGUAGAGGGAUAUAUGCCGCCCCAGACCCCGUGGAGGCCAUAAAGCAGUAUCAAAAGGCCGGCUGGGAUGCAUAUCUGAAGCGUGUCUCCAAGUAA